AUGCUUUCAACCGCUACAUCAGGAAAUAUGUCCGGAUAUCCGCCAGCUCCAUCGUAUGGGGGUGCCGACCCCCGUUGGCCUGCUAACCAACAAGCAGGUUACGACCCGAAUAUGCCCUAUCCCCCAUAUAAUAUGAAUCCACCAUAUGUUCCUCCUCGAGACCCUCACACCAUGUAUGGUGCACAUGCGGGAGCUCCUUACAUGAACCCUGGGGCUCACCCGUUCACCCCGAAUAAUAUUCCGAAUAAUCCUCCUCCACCAGCUACGUACCACCAACCAAUCGAGGAAGCAGAGCAGUUAUCAGACGCGAUGGACGUCGACGCAAGGGAAGAGGGCGAGUUGAGCAGCUGUGGAGGGGAUGUUGAACGACGGAGCUUUAAUUCCGAUAAUCGGUCCUCUCAUCGACAUGAACGACAUGAGCCCCAUGCUCAAUCCUCGAGCGGCCUGAGACAGGGUGAUGCCAGUACGGACCUUGAAGCGAAUGGAGCUCAAUCUACGGGAACAGGCAUUCUCACAGGAUCACAGGAGAAACCUGACAUCCCAGAAAAGGGCCCUUCCGCAAAAGACGAUGUUCACACGAGCUCCCUGGCGGGGAAGUCUCCUUCGCAACUGAAAGUCCUUGCGCAAGGAGCGCUAUUAAAUCUUGCACCACACAAGAUUCGAUAUAACGAACUCGUUCAAGAAGGCAUUGAUGCAGCAGUAUUGAAGUCCUUGUAUGAUGAAAUCGGGAUAAAAAUCAUGGCGGAGCCCGACAACAAAGCAGUCUUAGCUCACACAACCUCUAAUGAAGCUUCACCCGUGGCACAGAAGACCUCGCAGGCCGUAGGUCUAAACACCCCCAACGGCGCAUCUUCAGGGCAGGGUAAACCGACAGCACCCGCCAGGGAAGAGCAAGCGGCAACAGCGAAGCAAAAUAAUGAAGUCACUUCUGCUAACUCUAAUAAGCCGAUGGAACGCAAAGAUGUUAUUGCCCGCAUGUUGGCAGCGAAGGCUGCAAAAGCUCCAGCUCCCGCAGGAACCCCAAGCCAAAGCGCUAGCUCCCAGCCAACUAAGAUGGCAAUUCGGCCGCUUAAUGAAAGCACUACCCAACCAGCACAAAGUACGCCACUAAGCACGGCGCAAAGCACGGCACAAAACACGCGUGAUGAAGUUCGCACAAAAGAAAAGAACAAAGCCCAAACGGAAUUGGCUAGGCAGCGAAUGGAACAACUUAAGAAAGUUGGACUCGGGAAAACUAAUACUCAAAUUCCUGGCCUCGUUUCGACUCCUCCAGCAAUAGCAAACAUGGAUAGUUCUGUCCCUACGGCCUCUCAGGAACCAUCAUCCCUCCCUCAUCCCUUACCCGAUCGUCCUCCACUGCCAGGCAACGCAGCCUCAACCCGCAUUCCAGGACUAAUCAUGACAAACUCUGAGUCGAGCAAGGUCGAUGAGCCCACUACGAACGAUCAAACCCAGAAUGAGAAAAAGGAAGUCACCGAACCCUCCUCUCGUAUGCCUCGGAAACGCCCUAGAGCUUCAGAUUUUACCGAUGACCUUGACGAUACACCGGCAAGAAAAUACUCCGGAGUAGGGCACCGUUCGACCAGUGCUGAACAGAGAGUCAUUAUUGAUAUCAGUGACGACGAGGCCAUGUAUGGCCUAGAUGACGACGAGGCUGGGGGAAUGACCGAUGCCACGAAUUUGUCGCGCGUUACUAGCUCCUCUACGAAACCAACAAUACGAGAACUACCCCCUUUGCCUGAUUUUCCGCCCCGGAAUUAUGGUUCUCAUCGGUCCACCCCUGUUACGGUAUCAAGUACUCCUCCAAAGCCAACCAAUGGUCUACUUCAGAAAAAUAUGGAGAUACUGGCCAUGCGGCAAAGGAUUGCAGAGUUAGAGGCCCGACGGGGUAAGAAGCAAACAACGGCUCAAAACCGAAAUGCCGAAUCUUCGAAUGAAUCGGGUGCCACUCAAUCAGACGAUGCACAACAAGAAGCUGAGAACUCGUCUUCUGAACUGGAAAAUGCCCGGAAGACGUUGAAACAAACCGUUGAGCGAGCCUUGAGCGAAGCUAAUGAGCCUACCACGAGUGCCUCGACGGUGUCCAUCCCUGUAACAAGCUCAUUAAUCAAUCCCCCCAGUCUAUCACCAGCACCAUCUUCUCAGGCUAUUUCUCACCCUAAUUCUCGCCGAGCUGAAGAAUUAAGGCUAAAAGCGCUCCGCAGAAAGGAAAUUGAGUCUGGGCUUCCACUUCUCGACGCUGAGUUGCUAAAAACCGAACAGAAAUUAGCCGAAUUCCGUGAACAAGAGAGGAAAUUACUUGAACAAAUCGCCAAAGGGAGGGAAGGAAAACGCCGGUUGAUUGAAGAGCUGGAAAGUUUAGGGAUUGAGACUGAGGGGCUGUCUAUGGCAGAGCUUAAGGAAAUAUCGAAUGAUAUUGAGAGCACGGAAGACGGUUCAGUAAAUGAGCAAGAACCAGCUACAAAAACCACCAUCGACCAGAAUCAACAACACGAAAUUACCCCUCCUAAUGAUGAUAAAGGCAAUGCUCCCGAUACUAACGUCCCUGAUGCAAGCGAGGAGGCUAGCUCCCCUGACCCUCAUUCAGCACAGGCCGAAGGCGACGUUCAUGAUGCAAGCAACUCACAGGAUGAGAUCAUGCAGGGAACAUCGUCUGCCGAAACACACGAGCUCCGUGAAGGGUCCUAUUCAAGCUCCGCCAUGGAUGAAUCUAUGGGAAGUUCUGAGGAUGAAUCAGAGGAUGAACCCGCCUCAGUGGCUAAAUCGCUAUCACUCGCUAGUACUGGCAACGAAGCAGCAACGACCACCAGGGACCCUUCUCCCCACCACGUAGAAGUCAACGCCUCGCAGAAUGACGCCUGUGUAACAGGCACAACUUCUAUAUUACCAAACCAGGAUGAUGACGAAUAUUGCCCUACUCCGCGAGAGGCCUCGGUUUUAUCUGACGGAUAUGAACCGCCGGAGCCAGACGUAUCAAUGGAUGAUGGAUCGCUAGACAGCCCUCCAUUCAGCCCGGCUCCUCCAGACCCAAUAGAACAGAUAUCUAUAGCGCCACCCGAAACCCGAGAUACCCCGAUGCUAACUCCUAGUAACCAAGAAGCAGCCACUACAACGGCACCGGAAUCCCCCAUGAAUGAUGCCAAUGCGCCUUCGCAUCAACUCACUCAUCGUUUCGACCCCUACCAUAGUCCAUUGAAUAUAUUUAGGGCAUACCGCUACCAUCCUAAUUUCACAGAUCAUGUAGAGGGUGGUUUCCGCUCCCUGACAUACAGCCACAAAAUUGACCCACAUAAACCACUAUGUGAUCUUGAAAUUACCGGUGGCGUUUGUGACGCCCCUUCCUGUGGCUUCCAACAUUUUCGAGACAUGAAUCUGAGUGAUGAUAAAAUCCUCGUCGAAAUGGGCUCAUUGCGAGAAGGCAAAACUCCAGCUGAACGUGAAGAGUACGUGACUGGCCUCAGACAAAUCAUCAAUGACAUGCGACGUGAUAAGGUGAAAGACUUCGCCAUAGUUGCGCAGGAAAUUGCUGCAUAUCGCAGACGCUUCCUUCAAGACCCCUCUCGAGUUUUAGCUCUGUAA
Messenger RNA from Arthroderma uncinatum, 3579 nucleotides. RefSeq lists its product as uncharacterized. The coding region runs from base 1 to 3579 and encodes 1192 amino acids. NCBI's taxonomy places the organism in Eukaryota, Fungi, Ascomycota, Eurotiomycetes, Onygenales, Arthrodermataceae. Gene Ontology annotation, cellular component: exosome (RNase complex); nucleus. The record is from RefSeq and is a predicted model, not a curated record. The transcript has 5 exons.